Messenger RNA from Choloepus didactylus (southern two-toed sloth), 1331 nucleotides. It is a transcript of the gene RPP21, whose product is annotated as ribonuclease P/MRP subunit p21. Bases 656 to 1285 code for a protein of 209 amino acids. The transcript is spliced from 5 exons. Gene Ontology annotation, biological process: tRNA processing. Gene Ontology annotation, cellular component: nucleolar ribonuclease P complex. The record is from RefSeq and is a predicted model, not a curated record. Lineage: Eukaryota; Metazoa; Chordata; Mammalia; Pilosa; Megalonychidae.
CUUUUCUGGGUUCCAUUGACUUCUAGCUGCUCACUCUAUGGCUUUCUCUCCAUGUGUCCAAAUUUCAUUCUGCUUAUAAAGGUCCAAUAAUAGGACUGAGACUCAUCCUGCUUAAGUUGGGUCACACCUUAGCUCAAGUAACCUCAUCAAAGGUACUGUUUACAAUGGGUUCACACCCACAGGAAUGGAAUAAGAUUAUGAACAUGUUUGUUUUUUUGAGUACACACCUCAGCCACCACACUCAGCAAGUGAGGCUCACCCAUUAUGUGUCUAGCACUGGAUCACAGGAAGUGUGUUUCUAGGUAGCAGGACUGGGAGGGUAAGCUCUGCUUUCUGAGGGCCAGGAGCCUCUUCCCCUUCUCACCCUCAUGAUCCGUUCACUCUCACUGGCAUGAGUGCUUUUUUUUGAGUGUGUAACCUCUAUUCUGUCUGUAGAUCUUCCAGGUGUCCACCUUAACCAACUUCAAAACCUAUCUGCAUAAAGAGACCAGUCUUCGGUCCUGCAAAUCUUUGGCAUUUUAAUAUCCUCUUCUGCUCUGCUAGCCUUUCCACCCUCUACCUACUAUAACUGAUGUAGGCUUGAGGAAAACUCUGGAAGAAAUCAAACCCAAAAGAGAACGUGGGCUUGGAUUGCGGGGAACGGAUUUACAAACAGAUGGGUCUCUCAGAUCGCCAGCAACACCAAGGGCCUCGGAGGUUGUUGCGUAGAAGUGUGGUUCGCGGGCUAAGGGACUACGCUUCCCAGGAGGCCUUGCGCAGCGCCCCGGAAUGCCCGGGGGGCGGGGCGAGUCAAGGGGCGGGGUCUGCGGGCGUCGCGCGGAUGGCCGGGCCGGUGAAGGACCGUGAGGCCUUCCAGAGGCUCAACUUUCUGUAUCAGGCUGCCCACUGCGUCUUGGCGCAGGACCCCGAGAACCAGGCGCUCGCGAGGUUUUACUGCCACACGGAGAAGAUCAUAGCGAAGCGGCUCGUCUUGCGGCGGGACCCCUCGGUGAAGAGGACCCUCUGUCGUGGUUGCUCUUCCCUCCUCAUCCCAGGUCUGACUUGCACCCAACGCCAGAGACGUCGCAGGGGCCAGUGCUGGACUGUACAGACCUGCCUAACAUGCCAGCGCAGCCAGCGAUUCCUCAAUGAUCCCACACAUCUGCUCUGGGGAGACCGGCUUGAGGCCCAGCUAGGGAGCCAGGCAGAUCCCAAGCCACCACAGCCCCUGCCAAACACAGCCCACCCCAGCCUAGCCCACCAUCCUGAGAAGAAAGUUCAGCCUCAGAGUGUCAAUCACCAGUGAUGGAUUCAUCUUGUAUUCCAAGUAAAUAAAGUUGAAUUCUGUUUCA